This is a messenger RNA of Chaetomium globosum CBS 148.51, 1713 nucleotides long. RefSeq lists its product as uncharacterized. NCBI's taxonomy places the organism in Eukaryota, Fungi, Ascomycota, Sordariomycetes, Sordariales, Chaetomiaceae. Gene Ontology annotation, molecular function: protein-macromolecule adaptor activity. Bases 1 to 1713 code for a protein of 570 amino acids. Gene Ontology annotation, biological process: protein import into peroxisome membrane. The transcript is spliced from 3 exons. The record is from RefSeq and is a predicted model, not a curated record. Gene Ontology annotation, cellular component: peroxisomal membrane.
AUGUUUGCUGCAACGGGACGAUGGUUCAAGCGCAACCGCACGCCCAUUGCCAUUGGCAUGGGCGUUGUCGGUGCAGGCUACGUCGUCACGAAUUAUGUCCUGGGCAAGUUACGCGACGCCCGGGAGCGCAUGAGUAGCGAUCGCAUCGCAAAGGAGAAUUUGCGCCGACGCUUCGAGCAAAACCAGGAGGACUGCACCUUCACUAUCCUCGCCCUCCUCCCGACCGCCACGGCCAAAAUCAUCGAGGCCUUGGACACGGAGAAGAUCACGUACGAAAUUCAACAUAUGAAGGGCUCGGCGACAGCUAGGACCCGUAGCAUUGGUUCGACUAGCCCGCCCAGCAUGUCCGAAACGAACGCAACCGAGGACGACAGCCGCAGCAUCAUCACAGUGAGCGCCCAGAGCGAAGGUGGCAUGCACACAACGCAAAUCUCGGUGGCAACACCGUCAUCGACCGCGGUUUCAGAGGGUGGGGCAGCCGAUACGCCCCAGACGCUCAUGGUUCCGCCAAUGGUGCCGCCAAAGCCACGGAAGACCAAGAGGCAGCUCUGGGACGAGCUAACGAUCAGCUCAAUCACGAGAGCCUACACUCUCCUCUACACCCUGAGCCUCCUCACUAUGCUCACGAGAAUACAACUUAACCUCCUCGGGCGGCGCAGCUACCUCUCGAGCGUCAUCUCGCUCGCCACCGGCGGCAACGGCACCCCGGGCACCAUUAGCCUCGAGAACAACGACGACGAUAGCUCCGAUCCAGCCUACGGCACUGACUACGACGUGAACCGCAGGUACCUGGCAUUUAGCUGGUGGCUGCUCAACCGCGGCUGCAUCGAUGUGAUGCAGCGUGUCGAGGGUGCCGUGCGCAAGGUCUAUGGCCACCUCAGCCCGCGUGACACGGUCACGCUCGACACCUUCGCCAAGCUCAGCCACGACGUGCGCAGCCUGGUCGAAGGCAGCGCUCCCACAAAGGGGGCAGGGACAGCCUGGCUCCCCUACCUCUUCCCGCCGCUCGGCCUCGAGGAGUUUGUGCUGCAGGAAUCAGGCGUGCUCCUCCCGCCUGAGGUGGGCAACCCUCCCCGCGACCAAGCCAACCUCACACCCGUCCCCCCCGCCUCCCCCUCCUCCGCCGCGUCCCUCCGCCGCCUGCUCGACGAAACCGCCGACCUGAUCGAGAGCCCGCACUUCGCGCACGUGCACACACAGCUCCUCGACGCGGGCUUCGCGGCGCUGCUCGAGCACAAGCUGGUCGAGGGCGUCUUCGACAGCGCGACGCUGAGCGCGGACCCGCUCGGCGGCGCCGGCACCGUCGUCAGCCGCGCCGUGCUCCUGCCCAAGAUCCUCAGCGUGCUCACCCGCCAGGCCCACGCCAUCGGCCACGGCAUGACUAAGAACGAGUACCUCCAGGCCAUGGAGGCCGUGCCCGAUCUCGAAGGGUUUGCAGCCGUGGUCUACUCGAGUAACUGGCAGGCCGAGAUCGUGCCGGAGGAUGAGAGGGCUGCCGGCGUCGGUGCUGGUGCCGGUGCCGCCGAUCUCGGUAGCUCGGCGUCGACCAAGGUUGGGGCGUCGCCACCGCCGCCUCCUGGGCCCGGGCCGCUGCCGCUGGAGAAGGAGGAUGCGAACGGUGAGGCGAGCUUGGUUAUUGUGGACAAGACGGGCGAGGAGGGAAAGACCGAUUUGUUCGACAGUGCGUGGGAGAAGGCGAGUGCGUCGAAGUGA